Molecule: messenger RNA, 2249 nt
Organism: Branchiostoma floridae (Florida lancelet)
Lineage: Eukaryota; Metazoa; Chordata; Leptocardii; Amphioxiformes; Branchiostomatidae
Product: HAUS augmin-like complex subunit 4
Exons: 9
Coding region: 78-1175 (365 amino acids)
Biological process (GO): spindle assembly; centrosome cycle
Cellular component (GO): HAUS complex
Molecular function (GO): microtubule minus-end binding
Source: RefSeq, a predicted model, not a curated record
AUACAAAUAUUUUCUAGUAUUAUUUUCUUUUUUUUGCGUUUUUUUGCAAUCUAAAAUCUCUGGCGGGAACAUUCAAGAUGGCGGAAGACGAGUUGAGUUUGCUAUUUGCAGCUGGAAAAGCAGCUCAAGACACAGCUGAUAAAAUUAAUCUGAACCUCCCAGUCCACAUAACUGGUAGAGAUGCCCAGAAGAACCCCGAAUUUGUGAAGCUGCUAUCCACCCUGUCACACAGACUAACACACACUGGGGUCAGUAAGGGUCUGCACAAGGAUGUGGAACAGGCAAAAGAACAGAUGAGAAGAGAAAAAGCAGCUUGGUUACAGAUGAGCGCCCUCUAUCAUGAGUUGGAAGAUCUGCUCCUGGACUAUGACAUCAGAAGACAAGAAGCUGAAGUACCUAUUGCUGAAUCACAGUUCUACAGAGCUCUGAGGGAGUGCUUGACUACUGCAGAGAUAUGUGAGUACUUGGAGUGUAGCCCAGACGGUAGGAAGGAUGUCACCUUACUGGGGCUCACUCGGGAGCAACUUCAGCAGAAUAACCCACAUAGGAAGGAUUUGAAGUCCUUGCAGAAGAAACUGGUGCCCUUGAUAGAGGAGAAGCUGAAGAAGAAAUGCACUGCAGUGUUCAGUUUCCAUGACUCUUCCAGUAGUCUUUCCGGUGACCCAGGUGAACUACUCUUUGCCAAGGCUUCCCAGCUGCCCCUUGUUCUGGAGAGGGAGAGGCUUGAUCUGGAGGAGAAGAGGAGACUCCUGCUGCAGGAUAGGGCAGCCAGGGACAGGCAGUUCUGGCAGUACUACCAGAUCCUGCUCCAAACGUUGGAAAGUCUGGAGAGGAUUGUGAAACAUCAUCGUCUGAGGUCUCAACUGGAGAAUAACAACAUCAUCAGUGAAUGGCUCGUCCAACGCUUUGAUGCCAUGGAACUUAAAAUCAAGGUUGUGGAGGUGCAGGUACUCUGUGACACAUACACAGCAGACACAGUGGCAGCUCUGAAACAAAUCAGGAGGCACCUUGACAGCACUCCUUAUGACAGCGAGUACGCGCAGAGUGUCCAACAGCUCCAGGCCUACAGAUCUGUAGGGAUGGGCUUCGACAGCCUGGUACAGGAGUAUGGGAGACUACAGGAGGCCAUCGAGAACAAAAAGUGGGGGCUUAUAGAGCUACAGAAGACAUGCUAACUAGUCAGAACAAUGUGGUAUGGAUGGAGAUGGCACACGAGAAAGGAAGUAAACUGUAGACUGUAUUACUAUAACCCCUAUUAUCACAAAUCAUUGAAAUUUACGGAAUUGAAACAUAAUAAAUAGAAUAGUUACAGUCUUUUUGGUGUUGGUUUAAUGGUUUAAUUUCUUUUGUCCUUUGCUUAGAUUUAUAGUAGAACUUGGGAGUAGGGUACAAAGGGAAGUAUGAAGUCUGCAUUGCUAUAGUUAGUAACAGAUUUGCAGUUGAUAGUUCUUGUUGUAAUAUCCUGUAAGAUAACGCUUUGAGCUUUAAAAAAGUUGCUAACUAAUUCACAUCAUUCAAAAUAUAUCAUUUAGCGGCAGCUUAGCCAUGUGUGAUAAUUGUAUUGGCUCCAUCAGGCUAAAGUACUGCAGGAACAGCAGCUAUUUGCAUAAAGCUUUGCAGGUACAAUUUCAGACAACUUCACAAAUUGCUGAAAAAAAUACGUCUUUGAAGCCCUGGCUGCUCACAGCAAUUUCUGACAUAGCCUGGGUGCCAUCAAAUUCCUUACAUUUGCUGACCUUAAGUAAUUAGGUUUCUGACAUAUUGUAAAUCUUAAAACUUUUGCGGUGACCCAUCCACUUCAAAUUCUCUACACUGCAAAUACAUGUACUACUGUAAUAGUAAUGGUUUCAACCUUACCAGAUCCUAAAGUGAAAUAAAACCACAGUGAAAGUGUAAUCUAUUGCCAUGUGAUUGGCACUGUCAGACUGACGUAAUCAAGGCUGUCCCCAGGAUCAGGCCUCUCUUUUGCUUGUUCUAUCUUAAAAAUAAUCUGAAGAAUUCUGAAGUUCAUGACAAUGUGUUUUUGUGAGCUUAAAAUGACAGUUUUAACAACAAUAAUAAACACCAUGGACUCCCAAACAAUGUAUGGGACAGAAAAAAUCUAAAGAUGGAGACAGCCCUGCAUGCAAUAGACACCUACAUGUAUAUAAUCAUAAAAUACACUUAUGUUGAAAUAUACUCUGGUCAUCAGUAUUUACACACAUUGAACAAUACUUAGUGAGGUAACAUUCAAUUGAAAAAAUACAGAG